AUGGUUCUAACGAACAGUAGCACCAUCACCCAAGGCGAAGAAGAGAGGCCAGUGACGGAGCCGGUGACCGGCGGCGACACAGAAACGGCAGAGCUGCUGCCGAGCGGGCAGGCAGAGCUGCUCAACGAGACGACGACGGCUGAGCAGGACGUCACGUUCCCGACACAGGCGACGGAGUCGAGUGAGGAGAAGGCGCGGAACAGCAGGAACAAGGAGCACAAGAACAAAGGCAACUUGGUGGUCGUCGUCGGCGAGUCGUCGACGGAGGAGGCCUCGAACGUUUGGAAGCUGUGCAACACGAGCGCCGGCGCGGACUACAUCCCGUGCCUGGACAACGAGGCGGCCAUCAAGGGGCUCAAGAGCAACAAGCACUACGAGCACCGCGAGCGGCACUGCCCGUCCCCAGCGCCGUCAUGCCUGGUGCCGCUGCCGGAGGGCUACCGGCAGCCGAUCCCGUGGCCGGAAAGCCGCGAGAGGAUCUGGUACCACAACGUGCCGCACACCAAGCUGGCGCUGUACAAGGGGCACCAAAACUGGGUGAAGGUCUCCGACGACGGCGAGCACCUGGUGUUCCCGGGCGGCGGCACGCAGUUCCUGAAUGGCGCGUCGCACUACAUCGACGUGAUCCAGGAGGCGCUCCCGGCGGUGGCGUGGGGGACGCGCAGCCGCGUGGCCCUUGACGUAGGCUGCGGCGUGGCAAGCUUUGGCGGGUACCUGUUCGACAAGGACGUGCUGAGCAUGUCGUUCGCGCCCAAGGACGAGCACGAGGCGCAGGUGCAGUUCGCGCUGGAGCGCGGGAUCCCGGCCAUCUCGGCCGUGAUGGGCACGAAGCGGCUCCCCUUCCCCGGCGGCGCGUACGACGUGGUGCACUGCGCGCGGUGCCGCGUGCCGUGGCACAUCGAGGGAGGCAAGCUGCUGCUGGAGGCGAACCGGCUGCUCCGGGCCGGAGGGCUGUUCGUGUGGUCAGCGACGCCGGUGUACCGGAAGGACGCGGAGAACGUGGGGAUCUGGCAGGCCAUGGUUGCACUGACCAAGUCCAUGUGCUGGGAGAUGGUGACGAGGACGAGCGACACGGUGGACCAGACCGCCAUGGUCAUCUUCAAGAAGCCGUCCAGCAACGAGUGCUACAGCAAGAGGAGCGGGGCGGAGCCGCCGCUGUGCGAGGAGUCGGAUGACCCCAACGCCGCAUGGAACGUAACGCUGCAGGCGUGCAUGCACAGAGUGGCCACCGAGCCAGCGGCGCGGGGCUCGCGGUGGCCGGAGCAGUGGCCGGAGAGGCUGACGGCGGCGCCCUACUGGCUGAACGAGAGCCAGGUGGGCGUGUACGGCAAGCCCGCGGCGGAUGACCUGGCGGCAGACACGGAGCACUGGAGGGAGGCGGUCAACAGCUCGUACCUGAGCGGCAUGGGCAUCGAGUGGAAGAACGUGAGGAACGUCAUCGACAUGCGAUCCGUCUACGGCGGGUUGGCGGCGGCGCUGCGCGACAUGAAGGUGUGGGUGAUGAACAUCGUGCCGGUGGAGUCGCCGGACACGCUGCCCAUCAUCUACGAGCGCGGGCUGCUGGGGAUGUACCACGACUGGUGCGAGUCCCUGAGCACGUACCCGAGGUCGUACGAUCUCGUCCACGCCGACCAUCUCUUCUCCAAGCUCAAGUACAGGUGCAAGGUGAGGCUGGUGAUGGCGGAGGUGGACCGGAUCCUCAGGCCAGAGGGGAAGAUGAUCCUCCGUGACGACAGGGAGACGGCCGAGGAGGUGGAGAGGAUCGCCAAAUCUCUGCAUUGGGAGGUCCGGAUGGCCGUGUCAAACGAGGGGGAGAGGCUGCUCUGCUUCCACAAGACCAUGUGGCGACCAACCCAAGUCCAACCACUCGGCUAG
Triticum turgidum subsp. durum (durum wheat) is the source of this 1875-nucleotide messenger RNA. NCBI's taxonomy places the organism in Eukaryota, Viridiplantae, Streptophyta, Magnoliopsida, Poales, Poaceae. The record is from the annotation of a GenBank genome assembly.